This is a messenger RNA of Grus americana (Whooping crane), 3639 nucleotides long. RefSeq names its product C-type lectin domain family 2 member L-like. Bases 284 to 892 code for a protein of 202 amino acids. The record is from RefSeq and is a predicted model, not a curated record. Lineage: Eukaryota; Metazoa; Chordata; Aves; Gruiformes; Gruidae. The transcript is spliced from 7 exons.
AGGGCCAAGCGGGUGCGGAAGCAGAAGGAAGGCCCCAGGCGGACUGGCGCGGCGGAGGCCCACUUCGUGGCCGCGGGGAACGCGGCGGCGACCCUCGACAUCCGGAGACAGCCGGCCUGCAGGGUCGGGAGAAGAUGAAUUGACAUUUCUGCACUGGCACAAUAAUGUUUAUAGCUGCAUAUUCUUCCCUGGAUGACUUCUUGUCUUAAUGUCAUUGAAAGUGGGAUUUAAGAAAAACUGUGAGGAAAACAUCACUCAUUGGAGUGAGCAGAAAAAGCUGUAGAUGGAGUCUGAAGAUGAACAGGAGGCUGCGACCACCUGGAUAGCACAAGAAUCUGUUGGGAACAUAGACUCCACUAAUGUCAAACAAGAUGCCAAACAAGAAAUGGCAGCUAGUUCAUGGGUGCGGAGGAUAGGGAGGCGCUGUAAAGACUGGUUCUUGCAGUCAAAAUUCUGUUGGCUAUUCCUACUUGGAUUUGUGCUGGCGGUCAUCAUCAUUGCAGUUGUUGUAAUAUCAUCUUACCACGGAAAAUUUCCAUCUGAAGAGUGCCCCAGUGAAUGGAUAGGUUACAGAAAGAAAUGCUAUUUCAUCUCAGAGGAGGAAAAAGACUGGACAUCUAGUCAGACCUUCUGUGCUAAGAAUGAAUCCUUGCUAGCCAUUUUUGAAAACCAGGAAGAAAUGCAUUCUUUAGCUAAGCGUUUGAAAAUAGAUGACUCCUGGAUUGGAUUGCGCAAGAAAGGUGAAAGCUUCUACUGGGAGAAUGGUGUUGCCUUGAAGGUGGACUUGUUCCAGAUACGGAAUCACUCCGAGUGUGCCUACUUGGAUGCCUUCACUAUUUCUACAUCAGCAUGCUCUUUGCCCCGGCGCUGGAUCUGUAUCCAGCUUCCCUAAAGGGAUGACUUACAUCUUCAUUUGAUAUUGACAGUUAAGACAUAUCCAUUAUAAGGUCAUUUUGGAUAGAUAGCAGGCCUCCUGUGGCCAUGCUGUCUCUGACCAUCUGGAAGUCUAAGUCAGAGAGAAGAGGUUUUUUCUCUGCUUCCAAAAUGUGCUUCUACGUCUUCUGUCCUAGGAGAGAAGAAUAAUGUGCUUAGUCCAGUUUACAGAUCACAUACAAUGGGGUCUGUCGGUGCUGGCUGACGAAGCUGAAGAUUCAGUGAGAUCGCUGCUAGUCUUCUGGUAAAGAAGGAUCUCUUUCGUGUUGGCCCUCCUCUCAGCAGGUGUCUUCAAGGAUACAUAGCAGCCAGAGACACCAGCCAGCCAGCACACCUACAGAAACAGUUAAAUCAGGGCUCUUCGGUUUGUCCAAAAAUGACUUGUGCUCUUUGCUGAACUUUGUACUUACUAUUUGCCAGUCUUUGUAUAGACUGUAUCUACCAGUCUUCUGACCUCACCUUAAGCCCCCAUUUGUCCCUCUUACCUCCUUGUUUUUCUACCCUGACGUACUUCACUUACUACAUCACUUACUGUGAUGUUUUUGUCCGUUAAACUUGUGUUAAAUAAGUAAAUGUAUGCAGUUUGCACCCUGGCCAGCCUGGAGCCAUCACUGUCAUCAACACUUCCUAUGGCUGGAGUAACAGGAAGUUGAGUACUUAUCAAAGGAAUGGGCUCCUGCCAACUCACAGUCUUGCCUACUCCGUCUGUUUUUUGUGGGGGCUUUCAUGUUAAUGUUUACCAAGUUUGUUCAUGCUAAGAUUUGAGCUUGUUCAAAUAGCAAUAGGCAGCCCUUAUCCCAACACAGCAUUAUUAUUCACAGGCAAUUGCAUUAACUGCACAUCAAGUGCACAGUAGUCUGAGGAAAAGGGCAUGUUCAGGUGGUUUUUGAGCCCCCUGGAAGCAGUGUUUUGUCUGUGCAAAAAAACUCCUGCCGCUGGAAAGAGAGCGUGGCAUUCACUGAUUACAAAGUGCAGUGCAGUGUUCUGAGCAGACAGCUGUGGCAGACUGGGACACGAAAGCUGCUACCGUUUGCUGGUGCCCCUCUGCUGAAGUUUCCCAGGCAUUGUCAGCACAACCCCUCAGCUGCUCCAUUUCUGGGGUGAGUGUGGGGCAUCUACAUUAGCUUCUCACAGUUGUGCUGUGUGGCAGAAAUCUUCAGCAGAUAGCUGGGGGCAGUAACCUGCCUCAGUGAGAUCUGCUGGAAUUUCUGUUGGAGCCUUCAGUUGGCUGGUUACUGAAGGGACAUCAGCAGAGGAUUCUGCAUUUCUCUACCACUUGUAUCUUUAGCUGCUAAUGAUGAUAGAGUCAUAGAAUCAUAGAAUCAUUUAGGUUGGAAAAGACCCUUAAGAUCAUCAGGUCCAACUGUAAAUGCUGUAGCAACCUGGUAAGAAGUUCCUGUAAAAUGUCCACUAUAUAUGUGGUGCUAAAGGUGACAGGCUGUGUCACUGAAUUACUUUUUGUGACCCUGUGUGUAGGGACACUAGUCCUGAAUCAGGUCCCACUGAUGCCAGCUUCACACCCAGGUGCUUCCACAGCCAACUCACUAAGGUUAUGCCUGUUUUACACUGGUACAGAUGAAAUCAGAACUCAUACUUUUCAUUUUAACUGUUGUGCAAGAUGUUAUGAGUUGUAUAAAUAAUUUAUUUUGAUACAAACAGAAUACUAAGAGGGAAGUAAUGAGUCUCAAGGACUUGCAAUUUGGAAAGCUGUCUUACUGAGUUCCUGGGAAGGGGCUGUUUGAGAGAGGAGCAGGAAGAGGUCUAAGACAGUUUGGGGCUUACAGUAAUUUGGACGUUCCCUUUGGGAUUCUGAGACAACCAAGAACUGUCUUGAAUAAAUUGCACUUACAUAAAACUACAGAUUUUGUUUUGUGUUUGUCUAGGCUGAACUAAACUAUAUUCUGUUUAUCAAAGGCCUUCCCCAUGUUGGCAGUUUUCAGGGAUAGGCUAAUUUUUAUUAAAAGAAAGGUUUGACUUGAGAUCAGCAGCUUUCGGGCAGCACAAGCAACUGGUAUGCCAGUGAGUGAUAUUUGCACACAGACACUCCUUCAGCUUGUUCUUCUGAAAUUAGUGUUCAGUAUGUUGAGGGAUAUUAGUUGUUUAAUAUAAAUAAGUAGGGUUUAAUUGGAAUAAAUUAUUUAGGAUUAUAGUAGGGUGUGAUUUGUGCUGUUUGCUUAGAUUUACUUAGCAUGAGUAACUAGAUUUGCUGAAGCCCUUGGGCCGUGACAGAGGUAUUUUUCUCAGUAAUUUUCCUAGUAGUUUUCCUAACAGCUAGUACAGUGCUGUGUUUAGUCUUUUAGUAUGGGAAAGUAUUUUGAUAUCAUGCUAAUGUCUCAGUAGUGUUUUUCCAAGUCUGGGACUCUUCAGUUCUCCAUGUUCCACCAGCAAGUGCAGGUGUACAAGGAGCAUAAACCAGAAGAUAAGGAGGCUCCAGCCUUCAGGGAAAACUGCAGAAACGGCAAGUCAACAAGAUAAGAGCCUGUGUGCCUGGACACAGAAGAAGAAUCCAAUUAGAUGUUAGAAGACCUCAGACCAAAAACCACCAUUAGACUAAAGGACACAUGGACAGUGCGUGAGGGGUGGGUGUAUGGGACCCCAGGGUAUAAUUGCCCCGGGAUUUCUUUGUUGUGGGUCCCUCUCUUUGGAGGUACCCAGCCUGGAAUGGUCCUGCUGCUGCACCUUUCAAUUAAAUUAAGUGUUUUAUAA